Messenger RNA from Penicillium subrubescens, 1617 nucleotides. RefSeq lists its product as uncharacterized. Bases 1 to 1617 code for a protein of 538 amino acids. Lineage: Eukaryota; Fungi; Ascomycota; Eurotiomycetes; Eurotiales; Aspergillaceae. The transcript has 3 exons. The record is from RefSeq and is a predicted model, not a curated record.
AUGCAUGUCGAAUUACGAUCUAAGCAAUGCAAUCCCGAUGAUGAGAACGGCCUACUCUUCGGUUUACCGACCACCGCUCAAGAGGAUAACCACCCAAAGAAAAGAUGCGAAUGUGCUGAUACCAGUGGCGAGCGUCUUGGAUUCAGUAUUAUGUUCCUCUUGCUUCUGAUUCCACUGGCCCUGAGCAUCCUACUACUCUACAGCGAUACCCACAACUGCCUCUUUCCAGAAAAUAUGUACAACUUGGUGAAUCAAUACCGAUCAUCCGUUCAAACAGCGGUCCAGAUCGUUUCCGCCACCCUAGCAGCCAUCGAGGUCUUUGCGAUUUGUCGCCUCAUCAAUCUGGCAACUCGCAUUCGAUUCAAAAGAGCUCCCGUGUCGCUAGAUAUGCUUGGCUUCUGGUCGGCACUUUCGAUUCCAGCAGCCGAUUGGAAUUUGCCUAUCUGGAUGAUCAUCAUGACAGUCCUGGUCGCGAAUUUGCAUACCGUUCUGACGGCCGUAUGGACUGGUGCCCUGACCCCGGUGAAUACUCUGAGCACCCAAAACACCAUCAUUCAAGUGCCUCACUGGUCCAAUAUCAGCCUGAUCAAAGAAUACCCAAGCCAGAUCGAUCGGACGGGCCCCUCCGUUCGUAAUAGCAAGGGUUACUUCACAUAUUCUGUUGGCAUGGGCCUUCUUGGGAGUCUGCUGGGCUCGGCCAAUUCAGCAUCCUCGCUUGACGGCGGCUUCCGCAAUCACAAUAAGCUGGAUAAUACACGGUUUCAAUACCACGGGCGAUCAUACGGAGCGGGCUCAAGUAUCGGCCUCACAGAUCAGUCUGCACUCAAUAUCCGGCAUGCAAUCAACUAUACCUACAGUGAGACGGCUCUCGCCCCUUCUGUUUCCUGUAUUUACAACAGCAGCUCCCGAUAUGCUAUCGACCAGGAGGGUAGUAGCAAUGUCUAUCCUGCAAAGGGGUAUCUCCCUGACAGUGCGAGCGGAAGCGGAGAGUAUACCGACUACGUGGGUUUCGGCACGGAUGCGAUUGUGGCACUUGCCGUUUCGCGUGACCCUCGAGCGAAAAUCACGGUCCACAAGAUGACAGCUCCCGGCCCUUCUGGACCUACUAUAACAGACCUUGAUCCCUACGGCAAUAUCACUCACGUGGUGAUGCGUCAAUUGGCGCUGAUCUCCGCCGACCAGACAAGUUUCUACCGCUCCACUGUUGGAGAUGUCUUCAAUGCUAGUAUUGGUGACUACGGAACCUUGAUCAAAAACAACACGAGCACAACCAAAUCAAUAUCGCAAUCAGAAGUCAACCUGGAAGGAGCCGAGAACACAGUCAUUUCCCUUGUCGACGACAUGCUCGUGGCCUACGCAUCGGCCCAGUUGGUAGUCGGUGGACUGACCGUUCCUGCACGAGCUUUUGUGAAUGCCGAGGCCAUUCGCGCCGGAUCGCCGGGCUAUAUCAUCACAAGUGCCGUCAUCAUCAUCGUGAUUGUCAUUCUGGUGACGGUCGAAGCUGUGCGCAUGCGAGGAUGGAGAGCGCUCCCGGCAUUUGAUUAUACGGAUGCUCGAAUACAAGGACUGGGGCAGCGUUCCAAUUAUGUUGAGCGGCGGGGCACUCCAGGAACAUAG